Molecule: messenger RNA, 1497 nt
Organism: Colletotrichum spaethianum
Lineage: Eukaryota; Fungi; Ascomycota; Sordariomycetes; Glomerellales; Glomerellaceae
Product: putative transcription initiation factor TFIID subunit
Exons: 4
Coding region: 1-1497 (498 amino acids)
Molecular function (GO): protein dimerization activity
Source: RefSeq, a predicted model, not a curated record
AUGGACCCCAACUUCCUCAAGAACCUCGACUACUUCGCCGUCCCCAACAAUCAAACCACAAACUCCGCCGAACAAACCGCGGAGUGCUUCCAGGAAUGCGCCCGAUACGUCUCUUUGGGAGUCCCUAGGGGCGACCAAACAAACUCCGAGUCAACGUCUAACGGUCCUUCCGGGUCGCUGCCGUCCUUUGCUCAGGCGUCGCCUGGCAACACGAACUUUGGCCUGGGCCCCAUGCCAGCUCAGAUGCAGUUCGGUAACGGCCAGUCAAGGAAUACCGGCCUGCCGAACAGAGCUGCGCCAGGUCAGGACUCACGGCGGAGAGAUGGCCAUGCGCGCAAGCGCACCAAGGUCGAUUCCGAGGCCGCCGCGCUGGAAUCUGUUGACUACUGGAUCCAAUUCGACGAUGAUGAGGAGCAGAAGCUUGGCGGUAGCUUCGAGAUUGAUUUUUCGAGGCGUAGCAAUCCGACUCCGAACUACCGGCCAAGACCGGCUGCAAAUCGUCUGAACCCGAUGUCCACGACACCUGGUCUGGGCACCGGAUUGUACACCAACCCUGUAUUUAAGCCAGAGGACUUUAUGGACGAUACCGCUCUCGACAAUGCUCUGUCGGAUGAUGAGGAUUUUCUGGAGUCGAUGAACCUCGGCGACCAACUUGGGAAGAUUGAUUCUCAACCACCCCAGGAGGUGCCUCCCAGAGAGGGUCUUUACUCGACGCCCCUGAGUUGGGAAAAGCCAGCACCGGGGUUGAGGAUGAACCCUCUCUUCGGAAUGGGCGGCAUGGGCGGCAUGGGCGGCAUGGUUGCGCCCAUGCUUGACCCUGAACAGCGACGGUUGCUGGCGAUAGCCCUCAAUACCGGCGGCCGCUCAUCAGCAACCGGUCUGGGCUCUAGCAUGGGGUUCGGGGUUGGAGCAGAUCUGGGCCCGGAGUUUGCGAGCCUGGAAAAUUCCGACGCCAACAUGGCCACAGGGAACCUGAACGACAUUGCUAAAGGCCCCGACCAGUCGGCUCUUGAUAAGGGCAAACAGAAAGAAAAGGCACCUGUAAAGGAGGAAGCCCAAUCGCAACGGCCGCAAGUAUCGCGCACUAAUACCAAUGCCACUGGCGUAUCGGAAAAGUCCAAAGAUAAGGCGAAGGCAGGUGACCGAACAGCACACAACGACAUCGAGAGGAAAUAUCGUACCAAUCUCAAAGACAGAAUUUCGGAGCUGCGCGACGCAAUUCCGUCACUCAAGUCAAUACCCGAGGAAGGGGGCGAAGAUGCUGAGGCAGACAGCCAAUCGCAGCGUGGCCCUAAAGUCAGCAAGGGUACCGUCCUUACAAAGGCUACUGAAUACAUCCACUACCUAGAAAGAAGAAACAAGGCCAUCAUGCGUGAGCACCAGGAACUAGCGAGGCGCCUACAAGCCUUUGAGCAACUCUUGAGCGCGCAGGCGCGGCAACCUUUCCCUAUGCCGAACUAUAGCAGAACACUCUUCGACCCAAGAGGUUUCUGUUAA